Messenger RNA from Microplitis mediator, 2771 nucleotides. RefSeq lists its product as uncharacterized. The coding region runs from base 347 to 2332 and encodes 661 amino acids. The transcript has 3 exons. Lineage: Eukaryota; Metazoa; Arthropoda; Insecta; Hymenoptera; Braconidae. The record is from RefSeq and is a predicted model, not a curated record.
GUAGACAGAACAAAUAGUAGAAAGACAUAAAGAUGCCUUUAGAUAACAACAAAUAAAUAUUAAGUCGCGAUCGAUUGUCAUAAAAAAUAUAUUUUUACUGUAACAACUGUUGUCAUAGAUACACUUUGUAUUUCUAUAUUUUUGUGAUCAUUUGAAAAGCCAGUAGUAGUAGUUGUUCUGCUAACGCAGCAUACGGCCGUACUUGAAAAAUUCUUCAUCGAAAUAAGUCUAGAAAAUUUAUUGUUUGAAAAAAAAAAUAUAAGAUUAAUAAUUUAAAUUAUAUUUAAUUUUCUUCUUCAAUAGAAUUUAGAAUUAUUAAAUAUUAUUGUGUUAUACUGUCAGAAUAAUGGAGUGUAAUAAAAUAAUAUUAUUUUAUUAUUGUUUAUUUAUUGUCACUGUUUCGUGCAGUAAUAAAAAAAUUUAUACGCCUCCAUCAGAAGACGAUCCAUCAAAACGUCUCAUUAGCCAUGCGAGAGAAAUAGUGGAGGAAUGUUUUACAAAUAAUUUGAAUCCAAUUGUAAUAAGUGCUGAUUUAAUUAAUGACGAUGACAAAGUUAAAAAUCCAACUGAUAUUCAUAAUACGAAUUCGUCAUUAAUUAUAAUUAACGAGGAUGUCAAGCCAACUAAAAUCGAAGGGCACAUUCCUGCUUAUCCGACGUAUGUCCUUUUGUUUGAAUCGGUUCCAAAACUGGCAGCGCUGAUUGGAGAGUUAGGAAAAUCAAAAAUCUGGAGUAUCAAGUCUCCGUUUUUCGUUCUCGACAUGACUAAAGAUCCACUUUGUAUCAAUGCUCAAAUCGUACUAGGACUACUGUGGGAAUAUAAUUUAUUAUCUGCAUAUUAUUUGUGUUAUAACAAUGACAGAGAUUCGACGAUUAUUUACACUUUAAAUCCCUUCACAAAUUACGCUCCGUCACCGUGGGACCCAGUUGAUGCUAGUGACGCGAUUAUAAAUAAAGCUGAAAAGAAAUGGACAUUCUACAGUCUAAAAUAUUCAAAAGGUGAAAAUAUAUGUCAGGAUAUAAUUUUUAAGAAAACAAAAUACUUAGACCGUUAUAAAAUAAAAACAAUAUCUUUUGGGAAAUUUCUAAAUACAACUUCAGAUGAAGCAGAAAAAAUGGUAAACAAUUAUAUGAAAUUGAUGACAGAUAAAAAAUCAACAACAUUAUACACAUUAAUUCCGUACAUUAAUGCAACAUAUUUAGCUUACUUCUCGAAUUAUGGUAUUACCAAAAAAAUCAUAAAUGAUGGUUACAUUGACGGGUUAGUACGAAAAAAGUAUGAUGCCUACGAUAGAGUAGCGCAAUUAGCAGAUACUAACUAUCAGUUUACGGAUGUUAUAACACAGUAUACUUUAUUUGAAUAUUCAAUUUUGACUAGAAAGUCGAAUUAUUUGACGGCAAUCAGCGAAAUAACUUACAAUCUACAAUUCAUUAUUCUUUCAAUUGUUUUUCUGUUAUUGAUAUUAGUGGUCAUAUUAAUUAAUAAUACCUUCAGGAUUAGUGAAAGUAUUAUGGACGUGGUGAGAAUGUUGGCCAAUAUGGGAGUUAUGUCUCCAAUGGACCGUUUGUCUAUGAGAAUCAUUUACUUCUCCGGAUUUCUAUUUAUAUUUAUAAUAAUGCCCGAGUUUCAGGGACAAAUAUCCGCAAUUUUGUCAAGACCAAUCCGACGUAACGUCGAGUCGCUUAAAGAUCUUCAUGACAACAAGUAUCACGUAUAUUUUGACGGACUCUUAGAGAAUGACAUGAUCAAUCAAAAGUUGUGGGUUACUGAUGAGGACAGAAAAUAUUUGCAUCCAUCAGAUCUUGUAGAUCUUGAUAAAUGCGCAUAUCGGGCUCAAGAAAAUCCAACUAUUGCAUGUAUUGACACGACUUUGUAUCAAUUAGAUCGCGCUUUAAAAUUAAAAAACCUAUAUGUUUCAAAAGACGUCAUAUUUAGUAAAUAUUUCGCAUACUGGACAAGGAAGGAUUGGCCGAUAAAAGAUAGAAUCGAUAAAAUUGCUGCACUAUCGGUGGAAACAGGCUUAGCUGACUAUUUUUUUGACAAACCGAGCAAAAAAUAUUCGAAAAAAUUAAAGAAGAUUAAUAAAAUUAAAGCAAAAGAAAAAUAUGAGCAGAUUGACUUUGAUAAUUUGGUGUUCAGUUACAUGAUCACUGGGGGGAUUUUACUGUGGAGUGUGUUCAUUUUUGCAAUCGAACUCCUUUUCCAUAAAUAUUCGAAACUUCGCAAACAAGUUCUGAUAAGGCGACGGUUCGGGAAUAGAAAGUCAUUGAGAUCGCAACCGAGAAUUGUUUUCUUUCCUGGGCGAAUGGUUCUUCUUAAUAGCCGUGAGUGAUUGUUAUCUCGAAAUCAAGUAUCAAAUUAGUAAUAAAUCCGUUAUUAUUAUUCACUGAUUGGUUGAUGUGGAUUUGAUAAUUGCACUCGAUGAUGCUCAAAAAAGAUGUCACCGCAAGUUUUGGUCACUAAGUAAAUAAUAAUUUAAACUCUCAAAUAUUUUAACAAGUAUUAAUGAUACACGAAAUAGAACUUUAAUCUUUUCUGUGGAGCAUAAAUGUAUCUUCAAAAAAAAUCGAUUCAACUUUUUCUUAAAAUCGAUAUUUAAUCCUCCAGAAAUUAAAAAUUUGAUAACGGAUUAACUCUUCAAAAAAUUAAACCGCUGCUUAACAGUUUAAAGUAGAAUAAAUAUGGUGUUGUUUGUCAUUAAUAAUUAUAAAUCUGCAACUUUCAUGUAUUGAGUGUAUUGAUUAAUAAAUAAAAACAAAUUAUAAAGUUAU